This is a messenger RNA of Malus domestica (apple), 582 nucleotides long. NCBI's taxonomy places the organism in Eukaryota, Viridiplantae, Streptophyta, Magnoliopsida, Rosales, Rosaceae. The record is from RefSeq and is a predicted model, not a curated record.
AUGAUUGGAGCCAGCCAAUCCAGGAGUAUAAUUACAAGUGACCCUGGCUUUGUAACAAAUAGGUUUGCCUCUUCAGAGCAAGUUGUGGCAGGUUCAGUUUCUCAAGUUGAUAAUCAUGAAAAGGAGUUGGAGGUUUUAACAAGUGGUUUAUGUCAUCAAUCAACUGAGGGUUCUGGUUUGGGUACGAGGGUACGAUAUUGCAGGAGCUGCAAGGCAUACAUAAAGGGUCUCGACCACCAUUGUCGAGCUUUUGGGAACUGUAUAGGGUUCUGGUUUGGGUACGAGGGUACGAUAUUGCAGGAGCUGCAAGUUGCUGCCAAGUCCGGGAUCUUACGUAAACCUAGCUUGGAGCCUACUCUUUCUGAAAAUUUAGUUGUUAGCACAAUUCUGUUCGUCAUUCUCCAGUUGGUGCGGCAGGUGGUGUUUGUGAUCUGGCAUAUAUAUUGUGUAUGCUUCAACAUCAGAACUGAUGAGUGGAAUGCAAUGCCUAAUCUUUUGCCCGUCCAGGGAAAAACUUCACAAGUAUUAGGUUCAGGAAUCCUUAUGACAAAGCCAUUCUUCAGAAUGCCAGGGAGUCUUUAG